Molecule: messenger RNA, 1029 nt
Organism: Lodderomyces orthopsilosis Co 90-125
Lineage: Eukaryota; Fungi; Ascomycota; Pichiomycetes; Serinales; Debaryomycetaceae
Product: histidine phosphatase family protein
Exons: 1
Coding region: 1-1029 (342 amino acids)
Cellular component (GO): cytoplasm
Molecular function (GO): phosphatase activity
Source: RefSeq, a predicted model, not a curated record
AUGAUUUCCACUUCCUCUAUACUUUUGUUUGUUUUUGUCAACCUAACAUUAGCAGCUCAACCAAAUUACCUUCCUACUUUUACAUCCUCAAAAAAGUAUUUUCAACAAAGUAACCCAUUGAUUCCUGAAUUUGCAGUUGAUUCCUCAAACUUCGGUUUAAACAAACAAUACAGCUGGGACGAUGUUGUAUCAAGCUUGAAUUCAAACCAAAAGCUUUUCUUUUUGCAGAGACACGGUGAAGGAUGGCAUAAUGUCGCACAACAGGAUUUACAUAUUGGACCUAUUGAAUGGCAAUGUUACUGGUCAAUCAGGGAUGGAAAAGAUGGUAUUGAAUGGUAUGAUGCAGAAUUGACUCCCAAAGGACAUCAACAAAUAAACUCUUUGGUUAGUAAAAUCAAAAAUACAAGUUCAUUCCCACACCCGGAUAAAUUUUAUGUUAGUCCUUUGAGACGAACUUUAGAAACAUGGCAAGAGACUUGGUUGAACUUGCCUCAUAAAACUGCAACCAUAAAGGAAUUUGCUAGGGAGUUGUAUGGUAUCGAUACUGAGAGUGAAAGACACAACAGAACCUAUAUUGAAAACAAGUUCCCUGGUUUUGAUUUUGAAGCUGGAUUUCAGCACGAUGAUGUGCUUUGGAGUCCAGUUUAUAGAGAAGGGCUUGAAAAUAUAUACUACCGUGCUGCUUCAUUGUUGACUGAUAUUUUCGAAGAUGCAAAAGAUGACAAAGUUAUUAGUAUCGUGUUACAUGGAGGAAUUAUCAAUGCAAUUUUGGCAGUUUCCCAACAUAGAUUGUUCAAUGUCCCCACAGGAGGUGUUAUCCCAGUAGUGAUUCAAAUUCAAGACAAUCACAAAACCUACCCAGUGGAUCAUGCGUUUACAGAUUUCUUCCUUUGGUGUCCAUUAUCUCAACCUAACAUCACCACACGGGUAGAUGAUGGUGCUACAAUUGUGACAACUGUUUCUGCUUCAUAUACUGCACCAUCUGGCUCUGCCCUAGAAUCGGUGACAGCAUACAAAUUUGCUACAUAA